Messenger RNA from Diatraea saccharalis (sugarcane borer), 1593 nucleotides. The record is from the annotation of a GenBank genome assembly. Lineage: Eukaryota; Metazoa; Arthropoda; Insecta; Lepidoptera; Crambidae.
AACUAACCUAAAAUCGAUUGAUUGGAGCCGCGUCUUAUUUUGGUGGUAUUUAUUAUUCUAGUUUUUUUGGCAUUGUUCAGAAAGCGAUAAAGGCCCGUUUUUAAUAGAAAUCCAUUAGAUCGGUAAAUCAAAACCAUAUAACUAUAUACAAUAAAAGAUUAUUGUAUGAACGCGGUUGAAUGCUAAACAAGUUAAUAGUGUCAUUUCCUAGUAGGUGAUUGAAAUAUUGAUAUAAUGGUGCGUGGAGCUGGUAGAGGUGGACGAGGAAUGCCGGGACGAGGGGGAAUGGGACGCCCACCCUUCAAUAGACCAAGGGUUUUAAUGUUAAGACCUCCUUUUGACCUCAUAUUAGCAGAACCAGCCUUCCCGAGAUGUAAACCGGCACCUGAUGACUCCGCUCUUACUCAGGCACUCCUCAAAAGACAUGCAGAACUCUGUCCGUCGCCAGCGGAACAGUCGGCGGUGCUCAGUCUCGUUACCAAACUACAGAGUGUGCUAGACAAUUUGGUAGUAGCACCGGGAGAUUUUGCCGCUUGUCAAUUGGAAGAGGUUCGCCAAGUGGGGUCAUAUAAGAAAGGCACUAUGAUGGCAGGAAAGAAUGUAGCUGAUAUUGUGGUCAUCAUGAAGACCCUGCCUACCAAAGAAGCGGUGGAGGGUCUGUCCAAUAAGGUGAACGAGGAGGUGAACAAGCUGAUGGCGGCGGAGGGCGGCGGCUGCGUGACGUCAUCGUGCCACGAGCGCGGCUUCACCGUGGGCGCGCCCUCCGCCGCCGUGCGCGUGCUCGUCACCACGCUGCACCAGAACCUGAGGAAACUGGAGCCCGACGUACAUUUGGACUACAAGGUGAUAAACAGCCACUUGGCAGCCAUUAGGCACAGCCGCUGGUUCGAGGAGAACGCUCACCAUUCCUCCAUCAAGGUGUUGAUCCGUUUGUUGCGCGACAUGUGCGCGCGCCACUCGGGACUAGAACCCCUGACCCCGUGGAUGAUAGACCUGCUGGCACACCACUGCAUCAUGAACAACCCCGCGAGACAGGCGUUACCCAUCAACGUAGCAUUCAGGCGCGCGUUGUCCCUGGUGGCGGGCGGGCUGUUCCUGCCGGGCUGCGCGGGGCUGCCGGACCCGUGCGAGGCGGCGCACGCGCGCGCGCACACCGCCCUGGACCUGUGCGCGCAGGACCUGGCCGCCGCCACGGCGCAGACUUUGCUCCGCGUGGUGGCCCGCGGCGGUCACCGUUACGUGUUGGGCCUGCAAGCGUUCGAGGGCGGCAAGGACAUAUCCACCGAGAUCACCGUCUGGGACGGCGUCGUGGUCUCACCGCUGGCGCCCGCCUACCAGGAGACGCCAGAGCCGAUGGACACAGACGAUAAAGAUGAUGACGGCGUACAAGACGGUAUCGCUGCUUAGUGUUAAGUUAAUAUGUUAAGUGAACGUACACAUUGUGAGUUCUAUUAUCUCUAAAAUAAAUUUGUAAUUUACAUUGUUUUUAAUUUCUUAUCUCAUGGAUACAAUCGCGUAUCCAGAUUAUAAAUAAACUUAAAUGUAGUGAUACUUUGAAAUGUCAGUAUGUAAACUUAAAAUAUACCUGUUAUG